Messenger RNA from Trichomonas vaginalis G3, 1186 nucleotides. RefSeq lists its product as uncharacterized. Gene Ontology annotation, molecular function: ubiquitin-protein transferase activity; ATP hydrolysis activity. The record is from RefSeq and is a predicted model, not a curated record. The transcript has a single exon. NCBI's taxonomy places the organism in Eukaryota, Parabasalia, Trichomonadida, Trichomonadidae. The annotation marks the transcript as partial.
AUGAGUACACAAAUUAAGCACUCAUGUGAGACUGAUAUUGAAGCAAAAUUCAACACGUUUUAUGAACCUGUUCUCGAACUCCGCGAAAUUCUGAUCAAGCUCAGAGACCAAGGAUAUCCACCGCUUUAUGCACGAAAAAUUACCUUAGACAGAGUAAAGAGCAUGAAAAAAACUCUUAGAAUGAUCAAUGCGAAGAAUAAAAAGCCCGAACAAGAUAAAAGGAAUUAUAUUCAGAACAGCUUAAUAUGGAAGAUCGGCAGAGACAUCGAAAUGAAAGGCAAGAUAAAAUCAUUAGAUAACUUCGACGUUUGUUUCUCACAAAACCAGAGAUCUAAUACUUUUAAUUCAUUCUUGAAAACAGGAUUUCAAUACGUUACAGAUCAUGUUUCCAUAAAGGAACAACAGAUCAAAAAAGAGAUAAAAUACAUCAAAGUCAAUCAUCCAUACGAAGUUUUUUCCGGAUAUCAAAAUUUGCCACAAUCUCGCAAUUACUGUCGUAUCUUCUGUCGUUCAGGCGAUAGAUUCAAAGACAAAAUGCAACUCGUUAACAAACUCAUUGGCCGCCAACCCGUCAUUUUUGUUCAUCCAGAAACAUUAGCUCCUGAUGAAAUCCAAUCCAUCAAAAAACUUACUUCAAAUUGGUCAUCUGAAACACAGCAAGCCAUAUGCAUUGUUUCAUCAAUAGCCCAAGAAAAUUUGUUUAAAGAAGGAGGGCUAAAAGAAAUUAAAUUUGAACAAAAAGACAUUGACUUUGAUCAAAUCAAACAAAAGAUAUUAACAAAUGACAUCAAAGAUUGUGUGAGAAUGUAUAUAGAAGAUCCAGAAAAAUCAUAUCAGCUCAAGAUCCUUGAAUAUCUUCGAAGCAACAAAAAGAUAUUAAUGACAUUUUCACCAGAACUAUUCAAAGGAAACGCAUGUCCAGAAUUUUUUGAUGAUUUAUAUUUGAUUUCUAUGCGCAAGUUAACAGGUAACUCAGGAUACAAUGAGACUGGAGAAUUCAUUGAUAUUAACAAUGUUUUUGAAAAGAUCAUUUUCGAGUUCCCUCCAAAUAUUUCUAAUACAAAGUAUUUGAGCUUUAUUUUUGAUUUAAACAAUUUAAGAAAUAAUUGGGAUUCUGAUUUGAGGACAGACAAUGCAUUCAAGAUUUACGAACCACAUUAUGAAAACGAAAUAACAAAUGAUAUAA